AUGAGCGACCUCGACAAGUCAGUAUUCAUCCCAUGCCAGCCGCUGGCCCACGACUCGCUGCGCCUGCUAACUGCCGCCUGUAGAGCGAUCGCGCAACUGCGCUCAUGCCGUCCCAUCCCAGAGGACCAAGUUCGAGAGCUCUGCCAUCGCGCCAGAGAGCUUCUUAUUGAGGAGGGCAACGUCGUCACCGUGACGGCGCCGGUAACAAUAUGCGGCGAUAUCCAUGGCCAGUUCCACGACCUCAUGGAGCUGUUCCGCGUCGGCGGCGAUGUGCCCGACACAAACUACCUCUUCAUGGGUGACUUUGUCGACCGUGGCUUCUACUCCCUCGAAUCAUUCCUCCUCCUCCUCUGCCUCAAAGUUCGAUACCCAGACCGCAUGACGCUCAUCCGCGGCAACCACGAGUCCCGCCAGAUCACGACCGUGUACGGCUUCUAUGACGAGUGCCUGCGCAAGUACGGCAGCGCAAACGUGUGGCGCUAUUGCUGCGACGUUUUCGACUACCUCGCCCUCGGCGCCAUCGUCCUGGGCGCCUCCAGCACGCUCGUAGGGAACCCCACGGGGGCGAUUCUCUGCGUGCACGGCGGACUCAGCCCGCUGGUGGACACGGUGGACAAGAUUCGGCUCAUCGACCGGAAGCAAGAAGUGCCCCACGAGGGCGCCAUGUGUGACCUGCUGUGGUCCGAUCCGGACGAGAUUGACGGCUGGGGCCUCUCGCCGCGCGGCGCCGGGUUCCUCUUUGGCGCCGACAUCGUCAAGGUCUUCAACCAUCGCAACGAUCUCAGCCUCAUUGCCCGCGCGCACCAGCUUGUCAUGGAAGGUUUUAAGGAAAUGUUUGAUGCUUCCAUCGUCACCGUCUGGUCCGCGCCCAACUACUGCUACCGCUGCGGCAACGUCGCCGCCGUGCUGGAGCUCACCGAGGACGAUACGGGCCUGCGCGGCGGUACCGCGUGUUCCAGGCUGCGCCGCAGGACUCGCGGGGGAUGCCUGCCAAGAAGC
Trichoderma reesei QM6a is the source of this 999-nucleotide messenger RNA. RefSeq names its product serine/threonine phosphatase. Gene Ontology annotation, molecular function: protein serine/threonine phosphatase activity. The record is from RefSeq and is a predicted model, not a curated record. The transcript has 5 exons. Gene Ontology annotation, cellular component: cytoplasm; nucleus. Gene Ontology annotation, biological process: peptidyl-serine dephosphorylation; double-strand break repair via homologous recombination. The annotation marks the transcript as partial. NCBI's taxonomy places the organism in Eukaryota, Fungi, Ascomycota, Sordariomycetes, Hypocreales, Hypocreaceae.